GGAGCGUCUCGUGUUCUGUUCUGAUUCCAAAGCAUGCUUAGCUGCUCGAGUACCUCUUUGAUACCUAGGUAGUUCCAACACGUUUGAAUUCACAAACGGACUACCAAAAAUGCCUCCUAUCAAUGCAACACUUUGGCGACCCAUCGCGCUCAUCUGGGCCAUGCUGUUCUUCCAAGCUUUUGGAGUCAUGGUCUCGAUCGCGCCGCAGACGCGCCUCUUUGAGGAUAUCGCCUGCCGACGCUAUUUCGGCAGCGGUGACCAGCUGGACGAGGAGCUCUGCAAGGACACGGCGGUUCAGGACGUGGUCAACGGGCUGUUUGGGUGGCAGCUGUUCUUCGACGGGAUCCCGGGCCUUGUCAUGGCCAUGUACUACGGCGCGAUGGCGGACGAAGAGGGGCGCAAGCCUGUCCUGAUGCUCUCGCUGGUUGGACAGGCACUUGGAGCUGCCUGGAUCCUCUUUAUAUGCUGGAUCCGGGUCGACCCGCGGUGGACUUGGCUGUCAUCUGCGUUCUACUUCAUCGGUGGAGGCGGAACGGUAUUCAACGCAGCAGCUAUGAUGAUCCUUACUGAUGCGUCACUUGAGUCGUUCCGUUCCAAAGCAUUUUUCUACUCCCACGGCGUCACAAUCCUUGGAGAGAUGCUUGCCCCACCGCUAGGGGCCUAUCUAAUGGAAAAAAGUCUUUGGGUACCCAUAAUCAUUGGAUUUGUAUGCCUUCUGCUCGCUGUGUGGCUCACAGUCUUUAUGCCUGAGACCCUUUUCGUGGCUGUCACCACAGACCAACAAGAUGAGAGAGGGUAUCAGGCUAUCACGACAGGAGCCGACGGGCCUCCGGAAUCUCGGGGCAUCAAGUGCGAGUUUGACAUCAAGGGCCGGCUCGAGGCGGCUACCAGGCACACCUUGUCGACAUUAGGCUCUGUCCUGAAUCAUCGGAAUCUCGUGUUGCUCAUGGCUGGUUUCUUCUUGACCGACUUUGCGCAGCAGUCUCUCACGGUCCUGUUACGUUAUGUGUCAGCACGAUAUUCAGUGUCACUUGCCAAGGCCAGUUACUUGUACUCUUUCCAGGCCUUUGGACAAAUGAUAGCAUAUGGCAUCGUCCUUCCCCUCCUUGACACUACACUGGUCAGCCAGGUCGGACUCUUGCCUCGUAUCAAGGAUCUUUACCUUUCCCAACUGAGUGCCUUGAUCCUUGCCUUAUCUUUCGCUGUGAUAGCUUUGGCAGCGAGGCUUGACUUUGUCUUUGUCGGUAUUGCAAUCUACACCUUGGGAACUGGCUUCCAUUCCUUUGCACGGUCCCUGGUCAGCUCUCUUGUCGACGUAGAUAUGAUUGGUACAGUGUUCACCGCACUGGCAAUCAUGGACACCCUGGCCAUUCUCUUGGCAGGUCCUGCCAUUGCCGCAGUUCUGAAGCUGAGCAUGCGGCUGGAUGGUGUUGGCAAAGGAUUGCCUUAUUUAUUGGCAUUUCUUUUGUGUGUAAUCACAGCCAUUUUUCUGGCUCAAGUGCGUGUCAAAGAGUCAGCUUCCCGCGACGUACUGGAGGAUGAGGAGCAAAGACUUUUGCCAGGCGGCGAGGAUGAGCGUCGCAACGAAGGACCAGCUUCGCCAUAGCGCUGACUUGAACUGCGUCAUGGUCAGACGGAUUUUUAAGUUCAUGGUCUAGAGAUUUUGGCUACGAUAUCUCAGCACAUGGCAGGUGUUGGUGGAUGGCGACGAGCAGAGUAAUCUUUGGUGGUCUCUGCGCAAGAUCAAAAGAAUCAGCAGCUGCAUUUAUUGGGUAUCGCGGCACGGAAGAAAAGACCAGAUCUCAAAUGAGAACUCUCCAAACGCCUCCUCUUGGCCACCAUUAAAACAAUCUGGACCCUGCCACUGUCACACUCGACCAUGCAGCUCCAUGCCUUCAUCAUACAAACACAGAGUCGCCGUCAUGACACACCGGGGCCCAGGCGGCAGCACUUUUCCCUGACGCCAAACCAAACCAAAAAAAGAAAUCACUCUUGACGCAUCCAAACCGAUAGAUGGAUGGCCGGAGGACAGCGAAAACCUCCUGAGAUAGCGCAGCCGCGAGCCGAGCCACCACCUCCACCGCUACUGCCCCAUCCGCUGUCGCUGCGCGGCUGGUGCAUCUUCUUCACCCUCUGACGAGGCACCUCGGCGUCGACGGCGCGAGCCCUGUGUGUCGACAGCCUCCUGGCGCCGCCGGAUCUCCAGGUCGUUGGCGACGACCUGGGCGUCCGCGACACCGCCCAGGCCGCGGCCGGCCCCCUGCAGCGUGUUAGCCGCAGCGGUCAUGUCGAGGGCGGCACGUUCACCGUGGUCGCGGCGCACGCACGCAACAGUCGCGUCGUCCCGUAGGUUGCGCCGCAGCGCCUCCGUGCCGGGGACCACGGCGGCGGCGGGGGUGGCCGGGGUGGACGGCUCGUCCAGCUCGGCUGACAGGGUGGAGUCUACCGCCGACGAGGCCUUCGAGAAGUUGCGCUUCCUGCCUCUGCCUGGCAGCGUAUCUGGCGAGAGUCCGGCGUGGGCAGGCUCUUUGCCCUUGCCCUUGCCCUUGCCCUUUCCCCUGGCCUUGCCUCUGUUUAUGCCACCGCCGAUGUCACUAACGGUACCGUCGCUAUCACCGUCGUCGUAGUCAUCAUCCGGGCUGGUCUGCCACGUGAGACCCAACUGGGCCCAGCGGGCCGCCCAGCGGGCCGCUGUCUCGUCGUAGUGGUUGGGCCGGCCGGCGAACAUGUCACGCGCGAGCUCGGGGAUCCCGAAGGGCCGCCGCGCGUGGCCUACGACACUCGGAGUAGGGGCGUAGGCCUCGCGGAGCUGCAGCCGGGAUGCCCGGGCGUAGGGGUCGGGCUCGAGAAAAGGCGGGGGCGGAGCCGUGGCUGAGUCUGUCGCGUGGUCUUGGUCCUCCAGGACGCUCGAGGCAGUGGCGGGAGGAGUUCUAGUGACGACAACACUCUCGGGGAUGGGAACAUGGGAAGAUGGCUCCGCUUGUUGCUGGGCUUGUUCCGCGGUCUGGCUCCUCUCAUGCACCACUGGCUGAGCCCCGGGUUGGUCCCGUACCUGCCGUUGUGGUUGCUGAACCCAGGGCUGGAAGUGUUGCAGCGUAUGCGGUUGCUGCUGAACUUGGCCCCGUUCUCCCUGCGAUAUUGACAGAGCUUGGUUCCAAUGCGGUCCAUUACCUGAGGGUUCCCUUGCCGGGGCUGCAUGUGCCCCCGCCCACGGCUGCCGUGUAUGCUCGUUCACUUGGAAUGGGUGUUCUUGGAGGGAGGAGUGCUUUCCGCGCUCCAUAGGCUUGUGCUCUUUCUGCUUCUGCUCAUUGCUCGACAGGUCAUCGGACUGCUCCACAUGCCCAUGAGGCGUUGCAUGACGAGCUUGGAACCCUCGCUCAAAUUCCUCAAAAAAAGGGACUUGCAGACCCUGUUGUGUCGAAGGUUCGCCCGGCUGUCCACGAGGGUGACCCUGUUGGUGAGGUGGCAGCUGAGGGGCGUAUGGGAAGGAGUUCCCGCCAUAAGGUUGGCCAGUAAAGGGAAAAUGACCAGGCACAGGCUGACUACGGGGCACAUUGCCUUGUGGGACAUAUCCUCUCUCAUUGUACAUUCCAGGCGGCUGGGGAACGUGUUGGUGAAAACCUGGGCCAGCGAAACCAGGUGGUGUAUGGGUCGACGAGAAUGGGAGGGGCUGACGGCCUUGGAAGCCUCCAAAAUUGUUUGGUACCGGGUAGCCGCUGUGAGGAAACUGAGGGCCAGGUGGUGUGUGAGGAAAUUGAGGACCAGGUGGUGUGUUAAGUCGAGGAGGUAGUUGACCGUAGAUCGGUCCCAUAGGCAUGACAAGUCCCCCUUGGAUUGGAGGCUGGCCAGCAACAAACGGUAGCAUACCGGGCGGCAUCGUCUGAGCCGUAAACGAUUGAUUGUAUCCCUGAGGCA
Diaporthe batatas is the source of this 3915-nucleotide messenger RNA. RefSeq lists its product as uncharacterized. Lineage: Eukaryota; Fungi; Ascomycota; Sordariomycetes; Diaporthales; Diaporthaceae. Gene Ontology annotation, cellular component: membrane. The transcript has 5 exons. The coding region runs from base 110 to 1606 and encodes 498 amino acids. Gene Ontology annotation, biological process: transmembrane transport. The record is from RefSeq and is a predicted model, not a curated record. Gene Ontology annotation, molecular function: transmembrane transporter activity.